Molecule: messenger RNA, 702 nt
Organism: Cladophialophora yegresii CBS 114405
Lineage: Eukaryota; Fungi; Ascomycota; Eurotiomycetes; Chaetothyriales; Herpotrichiellaceae
Exons: 2
Coding region: 1-702 (233 amino acids)
Source: RefSeq, a predicted model, not a curated record
AUGGGCACAGUCUGGCCUUGGUAUGGCGGCGGCCUGUUGUCGUUCGUCAGCUCCGGCACCGUCGCCGGGGCAGGAAGCUUCGCUGGCUGUGGAACGAUAACAGGCUCCGGCUACUUCAGCGCGACAGCCGGCUCACCUGUCCUAGUCACACCCACCAGCACGGCCCGCCCGACCAGGACCAUCUCUGUCUACCUGUCCUACUGUCCAGACCCCACGGCCGGUGCCGGCACCGGCGCAGACGCGAUAUUCCGCCUGGCCUCCAGCUCCAACACCACCCAGGGCAUCUCUCCUGCAAUCUCCAACCGGAACGGUACGUUGUCUCCAGGCUACACGUCGCCCUACACGAACAGUACUGCCGCAUCCAAUUCCACCACCAACCUCAACCCUCUCUGCCAGGUAUGCCCUGAGUCGGUGGGCGUGUGCUGUCCACCCACGGUCUCCUGCUCGGCCGAUGACGGGAAGUGUCCGCUAUUCGCGCUCGAAAACUCCGGCAACUUGAUCAACGGGUACUUGAUCCAGCAGGUCGUCAACAGCACAGCGCCUGUUGCGGGACGGAGGAAAGUCCGGGCCCUGGCCAAGAAGAGUGUCCACGACCUAGGGUUUUCGACCGAUCUGGUUCAGCUGGAGAUGGAGGUGGAGCAGGGCUUGAAGAAGCAGAAGCACAAGGACAAGCACAGGAGGACACAUCAUAAACAUUUUUAA